GUACAAACUUAAAGAUAAGGACCAAGUUAGAAGCUGAUAUUGAUGAUUCUAGAGCUUCCAAAAGGAUGAAGAGUGAGGAAUUACGCUUCGAUGAUGAAAAUUGGGCUUCUGAUAGUGGCAGGACUUCCUCAAAAGCAGGUCAUGGAUCGACCAGUUUGUCAAAUAAGGAUUUGAGGGGUGAAGCAAAGAAGAGUCUAGUCUCCGAUAUGAAUGCAGAAAUGCACGUUCCAGGUACAUCAGACAAUGGUUUGCUCAUUUCUGGAAAAUGUGAUGAUAAGGAAUCUGUUAAGAAGAGGAAACCAAAGGAACAUCUAGAGUCUGGUGAUUUUGUGGAAGAAAUGUGUGAAAGUAACCACCGGAAAGAAAAGAAAGCUAGAGUUUCCAUGUCUGGGGGAAAGGAUACCAAUGGAAGCAAAGCGAGUGUAGAUACUGACAGGAAGAGUAGGGGCAAAAAGGACCAAAAUAACGGGCAGUACCCGAGCAACACCCAUGCACCAGAUUAUUUGAAAAGUGAUAUAGGUGCUGUACAUCCUUCCCUUGCUGCCAAUUCAAGCUCUUCCAAGGUAUCUGGCUCAUAUAAAGACAAAACUAAUGGGCAAGAAGUUAAAGGUUCCCCAGUUGAAUCAGUUUCUUCAUCUCCCUCGAGAUUUGAUAAGGUCACAUCAAGUAGAAAGAAACUUACCGGAAAAGACGAUUUCCACGAUUGUGGCUAUGUAACUGGCGUUACUCCAAGAAAGCUUUCAGGUGGUGCAGAUGGAGGGGAUGACCGAACUAGAACGGAGCAUGACAAUGGGAAAUUACCCAAGAAAAGCAACCACACAGAAGUUUAUGGGAAUGGAAAGUCGCACUCACUUCCACCCUUAUCGAGGAAUCAGACCGAGGCUGUUGUGAGUCUCCAACAUGUAUCUGGAUCUCAGAAAGAAAAUGGUGUAAAAGGUUUGGCAGCUGAUUCGUUGGAGAAUGGUGACACACUAAAGCCACCAAAUCAGAGAAAGAAAGCUGAAAACUCGAAUGGUCAACCUAUAAGGCAUCCUACUCCUAAUACUCAUAAGAUUCGGGAUGUUGAAGCUCCAAGCCCCGUUCGAAGGGAUUCGUCCAGUCAUGCUGCUAAUAAUGCUUUAAAAGAGGCAAAGGACCUUAAACACCUGGCUGAUCGUCUUAAGAAUUCUGGAUCCACCGAGAGUAAUGGUUUUUAUUUCCAAGCUGCCCUAAAAUUUCUGCAUGGAGCGUCUUUGUUGGAAUCUGGAAGCAGUGAAGCCACAAAGCAUAAUGACUUGAUGCACUCAAUGCAUAUAUAUAGUAGCACCGCAAAACUCUGCGAGUAAGUUUAUCACCAUCUAUAUUCCUCCUGUACCAUGCAUGUUUGGUAUGCUUUUAUG
Molecule: messenger RNA, 1379 nt
Organism: Erythranthe guttata (spotted monkey flower)
Lineage: Eukaryota; Viridiplantae; Streptophyta; Magnoliopsida; Lamiales; Phrymaceae
Source: RefSeq, a predicted model, not a curated record